UCAAGAAGCUCAUACAUUAUGAUGCACCAAUUAACAUAGAGCGUAAUCAUCAUAAAGGAGAGUAAUAUCUUCAAUUUCGAACCAACACCAUGGACUUCGAAAACCUCCUCUCCCAACCAGCCAUAUUCACCAUGGCUCUGCUAUUCUUCUCUCUCUUUGCUCUUUCAUUUCAAUCAAAAAGGCACAUCCACAAAGCCGGAGCAAGAAAAGCACCACCAGAAGCUGGUGGAGCAUGGCCGCUAAUUGGACACCUCCACCUCUUAGGUGGCCAACAGCCACCGCACGUCACCUUGGGCAACAUGGCCGACAAAUAUGGACCCAUCUUCACCAUACGCAUAGGCCGCAAGAAUUUAUUAGUCGUGAGCAACAGCGAGAUAGCUAAAGAGUGCUUCACUGUGAACGACAAAGCUUUCGCUGGCCGCCCUAAAAUGAUAGCCUAUGAAAUUCUAGGUUACGACUAUGCCAUAUUUUCGUUCAAAUCCUAUGGCCCCAGUUGGCGUAACCUCCGCAAGAUGGCCAUCUUGGAAGUCCUCUCCGGCCACAAGAUACAUAUGAACAGUCACGUGAUGUUAUCGGAGGUGAAAACCGCAAUGAACGAUAGUUACAAUAAUAGCAACAACAAGAGUAUGGCGGUUACGGAGAUGGAUAAAUGGUUUGGCGAGAUUAGCCUAAACGUGAUGUUCAGGUUGGUGGUGGGAAAGCGUUUCACCGGUCACAGUGAAGAGAACGAACGAAUCCGGAAAGCGCUGAGGGAUUUCUUUGAUCUCGGUGCGUCGUUUGUGGUUGCUGAUUCAAUUCCGUGGUUGAGAUGGUUGGAUUUGGAUGGGGGAGAGAAGGCCAUGAAGAAAACGGCGAAAGAGUUGGAUGAAUUUGUUCAGAACUGGUUAGAAGAACACAGACUUAGCAGAAAUCAUGGCGCAGAGCGUGAUUACAUGGACAAGCUUAUUUCCAGUUUCGAUCAAGGCUUCGGCGGUCACGACGUUGAUACUCUAAUCAAAGCUGCAUGUCUGACAUUAAUUUUGGGUGGUACAGACACCACGACAGGGACACUUGGUUGGGCUCUUGCUUUACUUUUGAAUAAUCGCCAAGUUCUAAAUAAAGCUGUUCAUGAAUUAGACAGACAUAUAGGAACUAAUAGAAUGGUGAUAGAAACGGAUCUAAACAGUCUUGUGUAUCUUCAAGCCAUUGUCAAAGAAACAUUCCGCUUGUACCCGCCGGCGGUGCUCAGUUUGCCUCACGAAUCCAUGGAUGAUUGUGUGGUGGGUGGAUACCAUAUCCCUGCUGGCACACAACUUUGGACUAAUAUUUCAAAAAUGCAACGAGAUCCUGCUUUAUAUCCUGAUCCAUUAGAGUUUCGACCGGAGAGAUUUCUGACAACUCACAAAGACAUUGAACUUAAGGGUCAGCACUUUGAAUUGAUUCCAUUUGGUGCAGGAAGAAGAAUGUGUCCUGGAAUGUCAUUUGGUCUUCAAAUGGUGCAGUUAACACUUGCUAAUGUGCUGCAUGGGUUUGAUAUUGCAACAGCCGAUGGAAAACCAGUUGAUAUGGUUGAACAUGCUGGGAUAACCAAUGUCAAAGCCAAUCCGCUCAAAGUAAUUCUUACACCACGUCUCUCUACCCAAGCUUAUGUUUAAGAUCGAAGGAAAGCACGCACAACACAAUUUAUGAGAAAAAUACUACUUCAUUUGCUGUUUUCUGUUAAAUAUUGUCAGUUAUAAAAUUAUUAAUAACAGUGACUACCCAUAUAAAAGUAUCAUCGUAUAAAAUUGAUAAUUUAAUCAAAUA
This is a messenger RNA of Arachis ipaensis, 1785 nucleotides long. RefSeq names its product cytochrome P450 CYP82D47. Gene Ontology annotation, molecular function: iron ion binding; oxidoreductase activity, acting on paired donors, with incorporation or reduction of molecular oxygen; monooxygenase activity. The record is from RefSeq and is a predicted model, not a curated record. NCBI's taxonomy places the organism in Eukaryota, Viridiplantae, Streptophyta, Magnoliopsida, Fabales, Fabaceae.